AUGAAGUUCCUCGCCCUCGCCUUCCCCGCGCUCCUCGCAACCUCCGCCACCGCACGAUCAACAGGCCUCUUCACAACCUCCGACGUCACGCCACAGGACGACACAAACCUCUCAGUCCCAGGCGAUAACCCACUCGAACACUGCGCAGACCCAAAGGACGACAUCCUCGCGAUCAAGAGCGUAGACCUCAGCCCUAACCCACCUCUCGCCGGUCAGACUCUCUCCAUAGCCGCCAAAGGCGUCCUCGCCAAAGACGUCGAGGAAGGUGCCCAGGUUCAUCUGACUGUCAAGUACGGCCUCAUCACCAUCAUCCGCCAGACCGCCGACUUGUGUGAGACAGUGAAGAAGGUGGACUUGGAAUGCCCGCUGAAGAAGGGCGAGCUUGAGUUGGUCAAGGAUGUGGAUCUGCCGAAGGAGAUUCCACCGGGGAAGUACACGGUUGAGGCAAAGGUGGUGACGAAGGAUGAGGAUGAUGUUACGUGCUUGAAGGCGACUGUGCAGUUCAAGAUGGGUGGGAAGGGUCUCUUCAAGCAGGGGCUUUAG
This is a messenger RNA of Fulvia fulva, 543 nucleotides long. RefSeq names its product Phosphatidylglycerol/phosphatidylinositol transfer protein. Bases 1 to 543 code for a protein of 180 amino acids. Gene Ontology annotation, biological process: intracellular sterol transport. The transcript is spliced from 2 exons. The record is from RefSeq and is a predicted model, not a curated record. Lineage: Eukaryota; Fungi; Ascomycota; Dothideomycetes; Mycosphaerellales; Mycosphaerellaceae. Gene Ontology annotation, molecular function: sterol binding.